AUGGCUGAUUGGAGAAGGAUAGAUAUUGAUGCGUUUGAUCCCGAGAGCGGGAGGUUGAAGCCUGAGGACCUAGUGCCUCCAUAUGACACGCCAGCGGUUGGUGUCCAGGAGAUACAAGGCCGUGUUGGUCAGCUUCGCAGCAUGGCAAGCAGUGGCGAUAUAGCAGGUGCAGUACAGUUGAUUACCAGCGAUCCUCCAUACAACAGCGAUGAAGCCACGAAGAAGACGUACCUAUUGGCGGUGCUGGAGGCCUUGGGUCAGGUCAAGACCAUGGAUAUUGCUAACAUCGUGGGACAAUUGAACGACAGCCAGGUGGAUGUCCUCGUCAAGUACCUGUACAAAGGUAUGUCUGUGCCAGAAGGCCAGAAACAAGGCGGUAUCCUGCUGGCAUGGCUCGAGAAGAUCACUCAGACCAACGGGGUGAAGCCAAUUGUGCAUUUCAUUUCUGAUAGAAGAACUGUAUAA
Nakaseomyces glabratus is the source of this 465-nucleotide messenger RNA. RefSeq names its product Arc15p (gene ARC15). NCBI's taxonomy places the organism in Eukaryota, Fungi, Ascomycota, Saccharomycetes, Saccharomycetales, Saccharomycetaceae. Gene Ontology annotation, molecular function: actin filament binding. Gene Ontology annotation, cellular component: cytoplasm; Arp2/3 protein complex; actin cytoskeleton. The record is from RefSeq and is a predicted model, not a curated record. Gene Ontology annotation, biological process: Arp2/3 complex-mediated actin nucleation; regulation of actin filament polymerization.